Molecule: messenger RNA, 951 nt
Organism: Mauremys reevesii (Reeves's turtle)
Lineage: Eukaryota; Metazoa; Chordata; Testudines; Geoemydidae
Product: C-type lectin domain family 4 member F-like
Exons: 4
Coding region: 86-640 (184 amino acids)
Source: RefSeq, a predicted model, not a curated record
AUCAAGUGUUCUGCAUCUCCACUGACGUCGCUGUGACUUUCUUCUAGCUCUGCAGCUAUUGGAUGAAGCGCAGGCAGGAGUCCGGAUGCUGAAAGCCCAGCUGGGUAACGUCAGUGCAGCGUAUGGAGAAAUCCAGAUCCGUCUGGACAACGUCAGUGCAGCGUAUGAAGAAAUCCAGAUCCGGCUGGACAACGUCAGUGCAGCGCGAACAGCAGUGCAAGGUCGCUACAGUGACGUGCUGACAAAGCUCUCCAGCGGCUGGAGGUUUUACGGUGGGAACUUUUAUUACUUUUCACAAGAAAGGAAGUCGUGGGAGGAGGCCGAGCGGUUCUGUGUGUCUCAGGACUCGCACCUGACCUCUGUCUCCUCCCAGGCGGAACAGGAGUUUCUCUCCAGCGAGACCAAGGGACAAGAUCACUGGAUUGGACUCACCGACCGGGAGACAGAGGGCAGCUGGCGCUGGGCGGACGGAACAGAAUACAGAGCAGACGCAAGCAGGGGGUUCUGGGCGCAGAAUGAGCCAGACAAUUACGAUCCGAAGAAAGAUGGUGGAGAAGACUGUGUUCACACCGAGCCAAGAAAGCAGAAUUUGUGGAAUGAUGCCAACUGCACUCAGCCUUUCAGGUGGAUUUGUAAGUAGGCCCAUGGACCGGCUGGGCUGUGACAUGCAGGUCAAAAAGCACUUUAAUUUUCAAGCUAGAAUAUUUCCCAGCCACCUGCUGGUGAGGAGCCCUUUACACUGGAGGGGCCGCAUGGGACUGGCAUUGCAGGGGGAUCCCCCAGGAGGAAUCCUGUAUGGACCAGCCUGAAUUCCUCCUAGUGGCUUCUAGGGAGCACGUGGCAAAGGACUUUCUUCACCAGCCUCUGGGAGGGUGUGGUGAGCUCCCAGCUCACUUCCACCUACCGCCCAGGGAGCUGCCAGCAAGGAGCAAGAACGGCAUUUCCCCAUGA